Molecule: messenger RNA, 945 nt
Organism: Equus quagga
Lineage: Eukaryota; Metazoa; Chordata; Mammalia; Perissodactyla; Equidae
Product: olfactory receptor 18-like
Exons: 1
Coding region: 16-945 (309 amino acids)
Biological process (GO): G protein-coupled receptor signaling pathway
Cellular component (GO): membrane
Molecular function (GO): olfactory receptor activity; G protein-coupled receptor activity
Source: RefSeq, a predicted model, not a curated record
AAGUGUCCCAUCUACAUGGAACCACAGAAUCUAACACGUGUCUCAGAAUUCCUCCUCCUGGGCCUGUCAGAUCAUCCAAAAAUGCAGACCCUCCUCUUUUGGCUGUUCCUGUCCAUGUACCUGGCCACUGUGCUCGGCAACUUACUCAUCAUCCUGACUGUCAGCUCUGACUCCCACCUUCACACCCCCAUGUACUUCUUCCUGUCCAAUCUGUCAUUGGCUGACAUCAGUUUCAGCACCACUACAGUCCCCAAGAUGCUGGCAAACCUCCAGACACACAGCAAAUCCAUCAGCUAUGUAGGCUGCCUAACUCAGGUAUCCUUUUUUUUCCUUUUUGGAUGUUUGGAUGAUUUACUCCUGGCUGUGAUGGCUUAUGACCGGUUGGUGGCCAUUUGUCACCCCCUUCACUACCCAGUCAUUAUGAACCUUCACCUCUGUGGUUUGUUGGUCCUGGUGUCAUUUUUAAUCAGCCUUUUGGACUCCCAGCUGCACUACUUGAUGAUGUCACAGCUUACCUUCUGCACAAAUGUGGAAAUUCCUCAUUUCUUUUGCAAUGUCCCUCAACUCCUCAAACUUGCCUGUUCUGAUACCUCCUCCAAUAACACAUUAAUCUAUUUUAUUGAUGCCAUCUUUGGUGGUGUUCCACUCACAGGGAUCCUUUACUCUUAUAUUCGAAUUAUUUCCUCCAUACUGAGCAUCUCAUCAUCAGGUGGGAAGUACAAAGCCUUCUCCACCUGUGGCUCUCACCUGUCAGUUGUUUGCUUAUUUUAUGGAACAGGCCUUGGAGUGCACCUCAGUUCCACUGUCUCAUCUUCUCUGAGGAAGGAAGCAGUGGCCUCGGUGAUGUAUACUGUGGUCACUCCCAUGCUGAACCCCUUCAUCUACAGCCUGAGGAAUACAGACAUCAAGAAUUCCUUGUGGAGGAUUGUCAGCAGAAUAGCCUAA